GACAUGGCAGAGGCUCGUAUCCCAGUGAGUAUGAACCACCUCCGCUGUCGAAUCUGCCAGCAGGUCCUCAGGGACCCUGCGACCGUUCCGUGCGGACACAACUUCUGCAUGCGGUGCAUCCAGGACCGUUGGGAUCAAGACCAAAGGCAGAAACGUCCCCGUAAAUGCCCUGAAUGUGGUCAUAGUUUUCCCUCCAGACCUCAGCUAAUCCUGAACACAACUCUAGCCAAUUUAGUGACAGACACGCAAAGGGAUUCUAAUGGCAGAGAGAAGAGGAAGAGGCCCCGGACAUGUUCAGAGACAGAGACAUCAGAAAAGACCCUGUGUCCGAGACACAACAGGCCUUUGGAUGCUUACUGUCGCACUGAUGAGACGAUCUUCUGCCUAACCUGCGCUUCAGCGGAGCAUGGCGGACACGAAAUUGUGUCUAUUGAAGAUGAACGGAAGAGGAAACAGGAGGAGCUGGCGGGCAUACAAACAGAAUCCAGGCAGCUUCUCGAGAAACAAGAAAAGAAAUGGAAGAGCAUCCUGGAACAGAUUGAGGAGGAGGCGGAAAAAACAGACAACUACUGUGAAAGCAUCAUAGUUGGUGGGAUCGAGUCCCUCCAGGAUCGUUACCUGUCAGUGAAGAGGCUGAUUGGAGAACAGAAGCAGGUGGCAGCAGCUCAGGUCACCAUCUCCUUGCAGACCCUGGAAGCCAAGAUGGAGAGGGUCAAGAAGAGGGACACUGAGCUGGAUCGUCUGGCACAGACUGAAAGCGACAUCCAUUUCUUGCAGGAGUGGCCCUCGCUACAGCGCCUCUUUGAAGAAGACGGUGGAGAAGAGGUUUUAGAGGCUCCACCCCUCCCCUUUGAGUUUACAAAGAGAGCUGUUGAAAAAUUCGGGAAGCAGCUGGAAGAAUUUUGUGACAAAGAAUUCCCCUCAAUCUCUCAAAUUGGUCCUCCUGGAGUGAUCGGCACUCCGGUUGGUCAGAAUGAGGAGCCUAAAACCAGAGCAGAGUUCCUGCAGUAUGCAUGUGAGCUCACCUUGGACCCCGCCACGGCUAACGAGGACCUGGUCAUUUCUGAAGGAGACAAAGAGGUGAAGCUGAGCCCUCAGACAUUUAAGAGCCCAAGUAAUCAUUGCCCAGAGAGGUUUAUCCGUCGGCGGCAGGUGCUUUGCAGGGAGGGAUUGCAGGUCGAGCGCUGCUACUAUGAGAUAGAGGUGGAGGGGGACAAAGCAGAGAUUGCCCUCACUUACAAAAGAAUAGACAGAAGAUCUAGCACUAGGUUGUCGGCUUUUGGGGCCAAUGCAAAUUCAUGGAGUCUUGAUCGGUCCACAAAAUACUCUGUGAGUCACAGUGGUAAAAGCGUUGAGCUCACAGAAGACCCCUGUCAUGACAGGAUUGGGGUUUAUCUUAAGUUCAAAGAGGGAACAGUGUCAUUUUACGAGGUAUCAGACUCAGACAGUAUGAUCUUUCUUUACAAGACUGAGGCCAAAUUCACAGAGCCACUGUAUCCAGGCUUCUGGCUCGGAGAGAAAGGUUGCAUCAGGAUCUGUGAUCUGACACAGGGCAGAGGUUCAUAGACAGCUUGUAACAAUUUAAGGGAAAUUAACUUAAAACGAGAACUUCUUGAGUGUGACAGCACGUAUCACACAGAUUUAUAAGUCAACUUCCUCCUUUUUGUAAUCUUUCUUGAGGCUUUGUUACAUGUGGGGUUACAUAACACAAUACACAGCAGACUACUCUGGUGCCCCGUUUGCUUAGAUUUAUACAUAUAUACAUAUAUAUAUAUAUUUUCAUUUACAUGUUUGUGGAUACUGGACUGUGUUGGGGGACACACUUUUUCAGAGUUACCAGUCUCGUAUGUGACAAAGAUAAGGUGAAAAGUGGAAUAGACCCAUCCUUAGUGCUAUACAGUGGGGCAAAAAAGUAUUUAGUCAGCCACCAAUUGUGAAGACUUACAGAAAACGUUUGACCUCUGUCAUUUCCAACAAAGGGUAUAUAACAAAGUAUUGAGAUGAACUGUUGGUAUUGACCAAAUACUUAUUUUCCACCAUAAUUUGCAAAUAAAUUCUUUAAAAAUCAGACAAUGUGAUUUUCUGGAUUUGUUUUUCUCAUUCUGUCUCUCAUAGUUGAAGUAUACCUAUGAUGUAAAUUACAGGCCUCUCUCAUCUUUUUAAGUGGGAGAACUUGCACAAUUGGUGGCUGACUAAAUACUUUUUUGCCCCACUGUAUAUGGGUUUUCAUCAGAUUGUGACCAUUCUGACUAAGAAGCAAUCUGAAGACCAGUGUCAUGUGGUAGAUAAACUGAAUGGGCACUAUUUUAAUCCACAAAGUCAUCUGGGCUUUUCUAAAUGUUAUAAUAAUGUUAUGUUGGGCGAUUGAGUCCCUCUGGCUCUCCAAAAGAUGCUAUUCCUUCUCGAUUUUUAAAGGAGGUUUUUCCAGUUGUGGGGCCUUUUGUCCUUUCUAUUAUUAAUAGUAUCUUAUCUUCUGGGCUGGUUCCUAGGGAGUUUAAACAUGCUGUGGUGCAGCCACUGAUUAGGAAACCUGGUCUGGAUCCCACAGUGCUCUUAGGCCCAUUUCAAAUUUACCAUUCCUUUCCAAAAUCCUUGAAAAGAUAGUUUACACUCAGUUACUGGCCUUUUUAAAUGAGCAUAAAUUUUUUGAGAUUUUUCAAUCAGGUUUAAAACCCUGCACAGUCAGUUUUGGUGAAAGUUUUAAAUGAUAUUUUUCUUGCAACUGAUUUAGGGAAUUGCGUAGUCAUGGUGCUCCUAGACUUGACUGCCGCUUUUGAUACAGUGGAUCACAAUAUCCUUAUUUCUCGUUUAGAGCACUGGGUGAGCAUUCGAGGUAUAGCCCUAGAAUGGUUUCGGUCUUAUCUUAAGGAUCGAGCCUUUUGUGUGAAACUUGGGGAUGCUGUGUCUUCUUCUGAGCCCCUUUUGUAUGGGGUUCCACAGGGCUCAGUUCUUAGACCCCUUCUUUUUUCCCUUUACCUUCUCCCACUCAGCUCUAUACUUAGGAAACACGGCAUCUCCUUUCAUUUUUAUGCAGAUGAUUGCCAGCUUUAUCUGCCGGUUAAAAAGGCGAAUUCUUGUGUGAAGACACUGCUUGAAUGCUUAGAUGACAUUAAAUCUUGGCUUGCUUUUAAUUUUUUGAAGCUGAAUGAGGAGUAGACUGAGGUGAUGGUGUUU
Molecule: messenger RNA, 3174 nt
Organism: Monopterus albus (swamp eel)
Lineage: Eukaryota; Metazoa; Chordata; Actinopteri; Synbranchiformes; Synbranchidae
Product: tripartite motif-containing protein 16-like protein
Exons: 6
Coding region: 4-1566 (520 amino acids)
Molecular function (GO): zinc ion binding; protein binding
Source: RefSeq, a predicted model, not a curated record